Molecule: messenger RNA, 1105 nt
Organism: Phyllostomus hastatus (greater spear-nosed bat)
Lineage: Eukaryota; Metazoa; Chordata; Mammalia; Chiroptera; Phyllostomidae
Gene: CUNHXorf58
Product: chromosome unknown CXorf58 homolog
Source: RefSeq, a predicted model, not a curated record
CGCCCAGUGACGUAAGCUGAGAAUUUGUGCUCUAGGCCACCGCGCGGGGGCGCUCAGUGGACCACGGGCGGCGUGGAAAGCCUCAGAGCCGGAAACCGCCGAGUUUGGAACCUGGAUUUACCUCCCAAAAGAGUACUUUGUUAGAAGAAAGAUGAAUCGUUUCUCAAAGGCAGCAAUUACUGGUGCUCGAAAAUCAGUUCAUCCAAGCUGGGUAAAAGGCCACAGAGUAAUUUUGCCAAGUAUUGAAAAGAAAAAGGAAGCACCACUAAGCCAGAAAGAUAGUGCAGCUCUAACGAUACAAAGAGCUUGGCUAUCUCAUAUGGACAAAAGAAUAUUUUAUCUCCUAAAGCACACAGUUUUUGCAGCGGGAUAUCGUGUGGCACAUGAAAUACUAAAGAAUGUGAGCCCCGUAGAGGCCGAGCUUGUUAAAGAUCCUAGCGUGGAGUGUAAAAUUAGAUUCAGAAAAUUGCCACUUGUUAUUGUGUUUAAAAUUUUCAUUCCCACUGGAGGCCAGGGUUACAAGUAUUUCAGUGGAAAAAAUAUAUUCAACUAGUCAAGCAAGGCAUCCACUGAUGCUUGCAAAGUAAUGGGGAAGAAGAAGUUUCAUGAACAACUUAUGGAAGAUGAUGUCUUUCCCCAGGAAUUCAAAAUAACUGAUGAAACAGACAUCGUCACCUUCCUACUGGAUAAGAUCCCUGCAUCUUCUGGUGGAAGAAAUAACAGUUGGAGAAGAGUACGCCUCAGUGACAUUCCCAGGACAAGGAUGAUGUAGGACAUAGUUAAGUAUGCAGAAUUUGGAAUAAUCUCAAACUGUCUAUGAAAAGAAAUGAAGUAUCUGUUACAGAGACCACAAACAGAACACAUGCUCCAGGACCAGCUAUGUGUCGUUUCUGAAGUUAGGUAAAAGUGAUCCCUCAAGCCCUGGCUGGCGAGCCAAACUUUGCAUCGGCCCUACCAAUAGCAAAGUCAGAUUAAACAUCUGGGUUGCCGAUCCAAGCAAGCUAAAAUGAAAGUUGAAAAAAUGAAAAAAGCUUAUGGAAUGGCAAAAGAAAGAAACACUUCUGUGGGGACUGUAAGUUUAACCUGUACUGAAUUCAUCGUUUAG